Messenger RNA from Medicago truncatula (barrel medic), 2029 nucleotides. RefSeq names its product (6-4)DNA photolyase. Gene Ontology annotation, cellular component: nucleus; cytoplasm. The coding region runs from base 103 to 1731 and encodes 542 amino acids. The transcript has 14 exons. The record is from RefSeq and is a predicted model, not a curated record. Lineage: Eukaryota; Viridiplantae; Streptophyta; Magnoliopsida; Fabales; Fabaceae. Gene Ontology annotation, biological process: entrainment of circadian clock by photoperiod; circadian regulation of gene expression. Gene Ontology annotation, molecular function: deoxyribodipyrimidine photo-lyase activity; FAD binding; DNA binding.
ACACCCCCUAGUGCACGUUAGACACAACCACACCUCUUAAUACAUUUCAUUUCAUAACUCGCGCGUAACACUUUUUCUUCAAAAUUGAAAAACCAAAAUCAAAUGCGAUUAACUUCUUCUUCUUCAAUGACACUCGGGUCGGGUUCUAUGAUAUGGUUUCGAAAGGGCAUUCGGAUCCACGAUAACCCAGCACUAGAAUACGCCACACGAGGGUGUUCUAAUCUGUACCCUCUUUUUGUUAUUGAUCCGCAUUACAUGAAACCCGACCCAAAUGCGUUCUCGCCUGGUUCAUCUCGUGCGGGUCUGAACCGGAUAAGUUUCUUGCUUGAGAGUUUGGGUGAUCUUGAUGUUAAUCUUAAGAAGAUUGGUUCGAGAUUGUUGGUGCUUAAGGGUGAUCCCAGUGAAGUUCUUAUUCGGUGCUUGAAACAGUGGAACAUUGGAAAGUUAUGCUUUGAGUAUGACACUGAUCCAUAUUAUCAGGCUUUGGAUAUUAAAGUUAAGGACUAUGCUCUUAAGGCAGGAAUUGAGGUUUUCUCUCCUGUCAGCCACACACUUUUCAAUCCAACAGAUAUUAUACAGAAGAAUGGAGGGAAGCCGCCACUUAGUUAUCAAUCGUUUGUCAACCUUGCAGGAGAACCGCCAUCUCCUCUCGCAACCAAGUAUUCUUCACUUCCUCCAGUUGGCCCUCUUGGAAGUUGUGAUAUUUCUGAAGUUCCAACAAUCAAAGACCUUGGAUAUGAAGAUGAUCAACUGGAGUUCUCUCCGUUCAAAGGCGGUGAAUCAGAAGCAUUGAGGAGAUUGGAAGAAUGCAUGAAAGACAAGACGUGGGUAGCAAACUUUGAGAAACCCAAGGGUAAUCCAUCUGCAUUUCUUAAGCCAGCAACAACUAUUUUAUCACCUUACUUGAAAUUUGGUUGUCUCUCUUCCAGAUAUUUCUACCAAUGCAUUCAAGAUGUAUAUAAAAGUUUGCCAAAGCAUACUUCACCACCUGUUUCUCUGCUAGGACAGUUGUUGUGGCGAGAUUUCUUUUACACUGCAGCUUUUGGGACUCCAAAUUUCGAUAGCAUGAAAGACAAUAGGAUAUGCAAGCAGAUUCCUUGGAAGGACGAUGAUAAACUUUUGGAGGCCUGGAGAGAUGCUAAGACAGGAUUUCCUUGGAUUGACGCUAUCAUGGUCCAGCUACGCCAAUGGGGUUGGAUGCAUCAUUUAGCACGACAUUCUGUUGCAUGUUUUCUAACUCGAGGUGAUCUGUUUGUUCAUUGGGAAAAGGGACGUGAUGUCUUUGAGAGGCUUCUGAUUGAUUCAGAUUGGGCAAUUAAUAAUGGAAACUGGAUGUGGCUCUCAUGUUCAUCUUUCUUUUAUCAGUAUAAUCGUAUUUAUUCGCCAACCACAUUUGGUAAGAAGUAUGACCCUGAUGGUGACUAUAUUAGGCAUUUUCUCCCAGUCUUAAAAGAUAUGCCCAAGGCGUACAUCUAUGAACCAUGGACUGCUCCUCCAAGCAUCCAGACCAAAGCAAAUUGCAUAAUUGGAAAAGACUAUCCAAUGCCAGUUGUUUCUCACGACUCUGCAAGUAAAGAGUGCAAAAGAAAAAUGGGUGAGGCCUAUGCAUUAAGUAAAGCACUGAAUGGUUUAGUUAGUGAAGAUGAUCUGAAAAACUUGAGGAGGAAAUUAGACAAGGGUGAAGAACAAGGAACUAAAUCUAAAAGAUCUAGGCAGCUACUAAUUGGCUGAGGAAUUUUUUAUUGGUUUAUUAUGCAAGCUUGGAACAUUGCUUAGCAUUUUCAUGACAUUUUGCAUAUAUGUAUAUAAUGUAGUGCAUAUUAAUAUUACCAGUAUCCUAGACUUGUAGGAGUAACUUGAGACCAAUACUAGCACCUGUUGUCAUGUAAGGUCUUAUAUCAUGAAAAAUUAUUCUCCUCACUCUUGUAAUGUAGUGCAAUUCUUAGGGAAUUGAAUUAAUUAUUCCAUAACUCAUGUUAAUGUCACAUACGGCAAAUUAGAUAUAUCACACAGAUUUUGUUUUUAUUUA